AGACAUUAUAAUACCCAUGGACUUUUGAUCAUCAUCAUCACCACUAUCAUCAGAUUUUUUUUUAUACAAAAAUUGAAGAUUUUCAACCCUACCGCUCUUUCUUCCACCUCUCCUCCCCCUCUUCUCUCCUUCCUAUGAAAGUAGCCACCAAAUCCACGAUUAAUCCAAGGAGAAACAGCACGACUAAACUUUCUCUUGCCAUCUACUAUUUCUUCUCAUUUUCCAUGUAAGCAAAUCUUGCUGCUUUUUUUUUUUCCUUUUUUAUUUCGAUCUUUCGUCUUCUUUUUGAUAGAACACAACGUUGUUGGUUUGAGGGGGGAAAAUCCAUCUUUUCUACUAAAUCUGAUAUAAAUCCAUCCAUCCCAAAAUCAGAUCUUUUGGCCUAUUUUGUAUCAUUCGGUGCUUGGAAGGGGAACUUAUAGUACAUUUGCUGCAUUAUCCUUCUUUUACCUGGGUUAUCUCUGAAGUUUUCCCUCCUCAAUCUUUCCAUCCUGGGCUUUGAAUUUCUGCAUUUCCUAAAAAAUGGAGUUUCAUCUUCCUUUUGGUGCAGAAAGUGAUGACCUUGGUAAAAUCGUAAUUCUUUGAUUUUUGGAUAACUAAAAGAUGUGAGCUGCGGCAUUUUCCUAAAGGCGAAUGCCCUCAAACAUCAUCAAGCAGCAUUAACAAUCUUUGAGUAAGAAAAUGUUUAGCCCACAAGCUCAAAGGGAGAUCUCCUAUGGAUUUCCCUCUCUAAUAGCUCAAUGGAAAAACACCAUCAUUACCACUACAAGCACCACCAAAGCCACCCACAAUACCAGAAAUUCAUGGAAAACACCUUGUUUAAAUGUCAAAUUCCAAGAUCUUUAUGAUUUCGCAGUAGAGGGGAACAUUGACGAUGUUAAUGUGUUGAAUGAGGUGGGUGAGAGGGUGAGGCAGCAGGCAAAGGAAUGGUGGGCUCUCGAGGCAAGCAAGGGUGCAAAUUGGUACUUGCAACCACAGAUUUCAUCCAAUGGGGAAGGCAUCAGCGUGGCCUCCCUGAAGCUUUCAGUUCUUACGAACACGAUUUCACUUAGGAAGCUCAUAAGGAAGGGUAUACCUCCGACUCUGAGGCCCAAGGUGUGGCUCUCAGUUUCAGGUGCAGCAAAGAAAAGAUCAACUGUGCCUGAGAGCUACUAUGAGGAUCUGAUUUUGGCUACACAUGGAAAGGUCACACCGUCAACGAGACAGAUUGAUCAUGAUCUUCCUAGAACAUUUCCAACUCAUCCCUGGUUGGACACUCCAGAAGGGCAAGCAACCCUCCGACGUGUCCUUGUUGGUUAUUCUUUUCGAGAUUCUGAAGUCGGAUAUUGUCAGGGUUUGAACUAUGUGGCCGCAUUGCUGCUAUUAGUAAUGAAAACCGAAGAGGAUGCCUUUUGGAUGCUUGCUGUCCUCCUUGAAAAUGUCUUGGUGAAUGAUUGCUACACUGAUAACCUCUCUGGAUGUCAUGUUGAGCAGAGGGUGUUCAAAGAUUUGCUUGUUAAAAAAUGUCCAAGGAUUGCAGCACAUUUGGAGGCUAUGGGAUUUGAUGUAUCGCUAGUCGUUACUGAGUGGUUUUUGUGCCUUUUCUCCAAAUGUUUGCCCUCAGAGACAACCAUGCGGGUUUGGGAUGUCCUUUUCAAUGAGGGAGCAAAGGUUCUUUUCCAGGUGGCUCUAGCAAUCUUCAAGAUGAAGGAAGAGGAGUUGCUGACAGCACAUCAAAUUGGAGAUGCUAUUAACAUCCUGCAAACCGCCAGCCAUCAUCUCUAUGACCCAGAUGAAUUAUUAACGAUUGGCUCCUUGACGACCAACGCCAUAACCAAACAGAGGAAAAAGCAAGAACCAACUGUCUUGGCUGAACUCGAUCAAAGAUUGAGAAGGCUUAAUUCUGUGAAACUAAAUGAUGAACAGUGAUUAAAUAUGGAGAGAGAGAGAUUAUCUUUAAUUGGCAUGUUAUAUAUUGGUGUAAUCAGCUUUCACAAAUAUCCUAACAAUGGCAUGGUUAACAGCCAGAUUUGUAAGUUUUUUUUU
Dendrobium catenatum is the source of this 2025-nucleotide messenger RNA. Its product is annotated as growth hormone-regulated TBC protein 1. NCBI's taxonomy places the organism in Eukaryota, Viridiplantae, Streptophyta, Magnoliopsida, Asparagales, Orchidaceae. The transcript has 7 exons. The record is from RefSeq and is a predicted model, not a curated record. The coding region runs from base 682 to 1908 and encodes 408 amino acids.